Penicilliopsis zonata CBS 506.65 is the source of this 1122-nucleotide messenger RNA. RefSeq lists its product as hypothetical. The transcript has 3 exons. Bases 59 to 1099 code for a protein of 346 amino acids. Gene Ontology annotation, molecular function: protein binding; molecular adaptor activity. NCBI's taxonomy places the organism in Eukaryota, Fungi, Ascomycota, Eurotiomycetes, Eurotiales, Aspergillaceae. Gene Ontology annotation, biological process: post-translational protein targeting to endoplasmic reticulum membrane. The record is from RefSeq and is a predicted model, not a curated record. Gene Ontology annotation, cellular component: TRC complex; membrane.
CCUUUUCUUUGCAUCCUCGUUUUGUAUUUCCCGGCGAUUGCAACUUGGACCUGCUGCAAUGGCCCCAACCGACUCUAAGAAGCGCCUGGCGCUGGCGAUCAUCGAUUUCCUCGGUGCGAGCUUGAAGGAUGGCACGUUGACGGCCGACGAUGCUGAGUCUGUUGAGAUUGCGCAGUCGUGUAUUGCGGACACCUUCAAGGUGGACCCCACCGAUGAGGCUGCUAUGAAGGAUGCUGUGGGGGGACAAUCUCUGGCUAGUAUCUACAGUGUGUAUGAGAAACUGCGGAAUAAGUCCUCCGGGGACUCUGCCGCCUCGGCUAAACAGGAGUCGACACCCAAGACUGGCGCUCCCACUGCGGAGUCGGACAAGCUGAAGUCGGAGGGCAAUGCGGCGAUGGCUCGCAAGGAUCACACCGCUGCUAUUGAGCUUUACACAAAGGCGCUGAUCAUCGCUCCUUCGAACCCCAUCUACCUGUCCAACCGUGCGGCUGCGUACUCCGCUUGCGGCCAGCAUGAGAAGGCCGCUGAGGAUGCCGAGUUGGCGGUGGUGGUGGACCCCAAGUACUCUAAGGCCUGGAGCCGACUUGGCCUUGCCAAAUUUGACCAGGCCGACUACAAGGGUGCUCUGGAAGCAUACGAGAAGGGAAUCGAGGCUGAGGGUAACGGAGGCAGCGAAGCCAUGAAGAGAGGCUUGGAGACGUGCAAGCGUAAGAUCGAGGAGACAAAACUCGGCAGCGAACCUCCGACGGAGGAGAUUGAUGAUGCAGCUGGCGCCUCUCGCGGCGCCGGCGGCAUGCCCGACCUGUCAUCUCUGGCUAGCAUGCUCGGUGGUGGCGCUGGGGGCCGUGGUGCUGGCGGAAUGCCCGAUUUGGGCAGCUUGAUGAGCAACCCCAUGUUUGCCAGCAUGGCCCAGAACCUGAUGAGCAACCCUGACAUGCUGAGCAACCUGAUGAGCAACCCGAGAUUGAGACAGAUGGCCGAGAACUUUGGCAAUGGCGGCGGUAUGCCCGACAUGUCCUCCUUGAUGAACGACCCUAACAUUGCGGAAAUGGCCCGGAACAUGAUGGGAGGUGGCGCUGGUCGCGGGGCGAACAUGUGAUAUGCUAAUUUACUGGCUUAAGC